Molecule: messenger RNA, 1149 nt
Organism: Mycena indigotica
Lineage: Eukaryota; Fungi; Basidiomycota; Agaricomycetes; Agaricales; Mycenaceae
Exons: 2
Coding region: 1-1149 (382 amino acids)
Biological process (GO): regulation of transcription by RNA polymerase II
Cellular component (GO): nucleus
Molecular function (GO): DNA-binding transcription factor activity, RNA polymerase II-specific; RNA polymerase II cis-regulatory region sequence-specific DNA binding
Source: RefSeq, a predicted model, not a curated record
AUGCCAAUCUCUAGCGCGCCGACCAUAUCGCGUUCUGCCUCUGACUCCGCUUUGCAACCUCUCCAACCAAUUCGAGAUGCCGACCUUCCUGUCGCUACCGCUUCAGGCCCAAUACCGUACCCCAACACCAAGAAGUCCCAUGCGCGUAAACAACCCGCCGGUCACAUCCCUCGUCCACGGAACGCAUUCAUUCUGUUUCGCUGUGACUACUCGCGUCAGAAGCAGAAUAUGAUCGAGGAGGACUGGGACCAGAAUGACGUGUCUCGUGCUGUUGGGCAGAUAUGGCGCAGAAUGACUGUUGCCCAGCGGGCCCCAUGGGUCGUCCUGGCGGAAGAGGAAAAGAAACGACAUGCUAUUCAGUACCCUGGCUACAAAUACAUGCCGCGCAAUCGAAAAGCACCGCUGCCAACCGAGGAGGCAGUCCAAAACCAGUUUGUUCGUGCAGCAGAGCGUGUAGUUGCACAAGAACAAAAGGUGAAAGAAGAAGAGAUGCUGAGCGGGACAGUGACGAUUUAUUACCCGCCCUGGGCAGAGCGGCGCACGAGGUUGGUUCAACAACGCCGAGCAGUGUCUUGCCCACCUCCCGGCGCAGUGCGCAUCGAGCCUUAUACGGAAAGAGUUGACCGGUCAUCCGUGAAGACUUCAACAACCAAAAUCGACCCGUCCGAGAAAGGCAGCGACAUGUACAUCCUUCCUCUGGUCACUCUUCCCGAUAGACCAGAUUGGGCGGUUGAACCAGAUAAUGACCAUCCCCUUUCCAUUGCGCCGCCAAAUGGAACGCAUUGGGGACCAGCUCCGUUAUCCCCUACGGCCUAUCAACUUGGCCGUCCGGCCACAGUCGAUCACUCUCGAACCUAUUCAGGGAAUUACUUACUAACGCGCGGAGAUCUGUCUUCACCUGACCCAUCAUCACCGUCCUCUGGUUCGACGACGCCUCCCCCACUCACGCCCACCGAUCUCGACUUUGAUCGACAUCUGGUCUAUUCAAAUAGUCUGCCAGAUCAGCCCGACUUCCUGAACGAGUUUGGAACCCUACUGCAGGAGUCGACGAAUGCAAACUACCAACCAGUUCAAGUCACUACCCCUCCUCGCGAGUCCUUCCUUCGGACAACCUAUAUCAAUGCUUACGAGAUGGGCGGAUACAAGUAG